AUGGCAUUCAGCGGCAGCCGCGGCAUUGAAGCCAACGACAAGGACGACCAGGAGAGAUUCGACAUUGUCCUUUCUCCUUACCGCAAGAACAGAAGACUUCUCAGAGUCAAGAGCCUCCCGUUUGCGGAGACCAGGGCCCGCCCUCCCUCGAGUCGCCCGUCGGGUCAUGAUGGAGUCGUGUUCCUCUCGUUCAGAGAGCGCAACGACUGUGUCAGGGCCGAUCGAGACCUCAAAGGGGUCAUCUCAGCAGCGCAAAUGCCACUCCCCGUUCCAUCCCCAGGCCCCACAGCCACACUUCCAUCUGCUUCCCGAACAACUCAGCGAUAUGACUUUGACAUGGCUCGACGAGACUUCGACUAUAUUGAAUCAGGACUCGCUGCUCCGACUGACGCUGAACGCAUGCGGCUUGCACAAGAGUUCUUGACCAACGAGAUGAAGAUCAGAUCGGAGCGAUAUGGUAACGAUGAUGGUGCGACCUCAGAGACCUCCGGCGCUGUCGUUUCCUCCACGCCCCUUCUUUCUUCUCCUGCUCCUGCUCGCAAAGCCGAUGACAUUUCUUCCUCUGGUGCUCCGACGGUCCUGACGCUCAAUCCGCGCCCAGCAAAUUCUACUGGCACAUCCUCUCGGACAGAUUUCCAAACCUGGAAAGCCUUCGUCGGUGCCUUGAGUGAUUCAGACGAUAAUGAUGAAAACAAUGUUGGCGCCAGACUUGGUUACGACUAA
Messenger RNA from Colletotrichum lupini, 723 nucleotides. RefSeq lists its product as uncharacterized. Bases 1 to 723 code for a protein of 240 amino acids. Lineage: Eukaryota; Fungi; Ascomycota; Sordariomycetes; Glomerellales; Glomerellaceae. The record is from RefSeq and is a predicted model, not a curated record. The transcript has 3 exons.